GAGAACAUUUUGGAUGGUUUGAAAAAGUUAGAAAUUAGAGUGAAAAAGAUUGUGCAAGAAUGUCGUUGAAAUCAAAAGUGCAGUAAACCCAUUUGCAGGCAUUUGUUGUAUUGGUAGAAAUAAUAAAUAAAGGGUGGACGAAUUCAAAAUCAACAAAUCUCCAGUCUCUGUUAUUUUCUUCCCCCCCAUUCCAGAACAAACACAAACAACACACGAUUCUAAACUUUCAUUGUCAAAGGAAUCGAACAGGCGCUGUUUGAACUUUCGUUUGUUUUCUUCUCCCCCCUCGAGGAAAUGGCAGCAUCAGUGCAGUGCAGGCCGCAGGAAAGGACUCUUGGGAUGGUGAUGAAAGAGGUGGAUGAAGAUCUUGCUAUUUUUCUUCAGAUGAGGCGCAGUGUAAAAGAGAGGGAGGAUCAUCAUAUUCAUUCUGGGAUCUUUGAGGAGUUUAAUGAUUCAUUGUUUGAAAACUCACCUGCAGAUUCAACUGCCAAAGAAAAUUUCCUGAGUUCUGAGAAUGACACAAGUGAUUAUGACUGGCUUGUUUCGCUGCCCCGGGCACCUUCAUAUCCCUCCCUGGAUGAGGAAGAGAACACUGUAGAGAAACAUCCCGAUUCAACUGAGUUAGAUUCUACGCCUGCUGAUUCCCCGAAGGAUCUAGCUUCACAAAACAGUUCGUCUAUAGGGGCAUUUACGUCCUCGGGGAAAAGUACUUCUUCGAGUAGCAUGAACUCGUCUUCUGCUGGAAAUGGAAGGACGGUAUCAUCAGGGGGGAGAAAAUCAACUGCUUCUAGAUCUGCAACGCCCAACGGGCGACCACGUGUGCCUUCCAUCUCAAAAAUGUCAAGACCUUCCACGCCUACUUCUCGAGCAUCGUUGCCUUCUGCUAAGACGAUUGCUGCUGCUCCUGGAAGAACUAGUUCGCGUUCUUCUACACCAGCUGCUAGACCUUCUGUUCCCGCCACGUCCAAGUCGGCUUCGAGGUCUGCAACGCCAACACGGAGGACACCAACCCCAUCCGCUUCUUCUGCCCGGUCUUCAUCCGUGGCCAAAACCGCUCCCACAAAGGCCAAGAAACCAGAAUCUGCCCGUGGUCUUUCUCCAACUGUGAAGUCUAGGCCAAGUUCAUCACAGGAUGCUCCCAAAAUUUCCCGAGCUCCAGUGAUGAAAAGGCCUGUUUCUGCCUCUAGGGGAAGGCCAAUUGCGCCUCAUGUUCGCCCAUCUACUACCAACACUGGUUCUGAUGGAAAACCAAGGCAUAGAUCAUGUUCUCCAUCUAAAGGCCAAAUCCCGAACAUUAGCAUUCAUAGCCAUUGGAGCGGUUCGCUUUCCAGGAGCCGAGGGUACAAUAAUGAUGAAGAUGAUGUGAACCCUGUACUGAUGGGGACAAAGAUGGUUGAAAGAGUAGUAAACAUGAGAAAACUUGCUCCCCCCAAGCCCGAUGACCAUCAAUCUAGCAGCAAAGACUCCUCCAAGAAGUCUUCCAUAUCUCAAAAGAGCUCAAGCUUCGGAACAUCCUUCUCUAAGAAGUCUCUGGACAUGGCUAUAAGACAUAUGGAAAUACGACGAAGCAGUGGUGGUAAUGCAAACCGAGCAAUGAAAAAGGGUUAUCCAGCAUCCUCGGCCAAUGGUGUUCAGGCAAACUGCAGCAGUAAGAGCAAAACAAGUAGCAAUGCCAGUCCCGAGCCCAGCAUCAACAAUGGCUGCCAUCAUGGCUACGAAAGUGAAGUGGAAGACAGUAAUUGUGGAAGCGAAAGAGGACAACCCUCUGAUCAUCUGCAGCCAUCAGAAAAGUAGCUUAUUGAAAUUGCAGAUCAGAUACACAUUUCUGCAGUAAGUUAUCGCUUGCCAGCAUAUUGCACUUGGAUUUCGUUUUUUACAAAAAUCCGGUUGUUACAUUCUUUGUACUCUCUGCGUGUGUUGUGCUACUGCUUCUGUAGCAAGAACUAGAUACAGCUUGUAAUUUAUAUGAUUUUUGUGAUAGAGAUUAUAAAAACUUGAACAUUAAUUAGCACAUUAAUGUUGAUAAAUUUGAUGUGUUAUUUUCUGGUAAUUU
Molecule: messenger RNA, 2053 nt
Organism: Ipomoea nil (Japanese morning glory)
Lineage: Eukaryota; Viridiplantae; Streptophyta; Magnoliopsida; Solanales; Convolvulaceae
Product: endochitinase A-like
Exons: 7
Coding region: 295-1794 (499 amino acids)
Biological process (GO): cortical microtubule organization
Cellular component (GO): cortical microtubule
Source: RefSeq, a predicted model, not a curated record